This is a messenger RNA of Magnusiomyces paraingens, 1407 nucleotides long. RefSeq lists its product as uncharacterized. Bases 1 to 1407 code for a protein of 468 amino acids. The transcript has a single exon. The record is from RefSeq and is a predicted model, not a curated record. Lineage: Eukaryota; Fungi; Ascomycota; Dipodascomycetes; Dipodascales; Dipodascaceae.
AUGGAACCUUUAGCUACUUACUUUCAUUGUCCACUGACAGAUAAGACUGGUACACCACUGGUCCAGUGGAUUGCACGAUAUACUGGGUCUUGUGUUUACGGAACAGAAUCUACAUUAUCUUGGGUCUUUGGAUAUAUCUCUCUCAUCUGCUGGCUGGGUGCUCAGCUCCCUCAGAUUGUGACAAACUAUCGCAACGGCUCUGUCGAGGGGUUAUCGCUAGGACUUGUUUUCAACUGGUUCCUGGGUGACUUUACAAACUUUGUGGGUUGUGUACUGACCCACCAGCUUCCCUUUCAAACCCUCUUGGCCCUUUAUUACAUUUGCGUGGAUCUGGUCCUUGGUGGCCAGUUUUACUACUACACUCGUCCUAAGAAGCAACGAUUUCAUCUUCACAAUCAUUCGCAUGUCCAACGUCAUAAAAAACACAAGAAACAUGCUCAUGUUGCGGCCGAGGAUGAAAUGGAAGCCCUUCUGAGUCCCGAAACAUCUUUGUCAACAGAAACAGCUACUACAACUCAAUCAAUGAACAUUCCUAGUAACCAAGCAGUUAAUGUACCUCCACAUGAACCACCAUCAGUUACCUAUGAUUGUCCUAUUUCCAACUCAGGCUCGUAUCCAUUUAAGAACUCUUCAACCGUCAGCCUCAAAGCUCUUUUAACCUCAUCUUUUGUUUCGUCUUUCUCCAAAGUGCGGGGAGCCCCCCUGUAUGCUCCUUCACAGGAAGAUGCGUUUGAUAACACAACAAUAACACAAGUUUCAUCCAACAAUAAUAAUAUUAUCAAGACUCUUUCUACCGGUUUUUUUUCGAUUCUUGCUAUUAAAUCAGAAACUAUUGGUUUUAUUUUUGCAUGGACAUGUACAUGUUGCUAUUUGAUGUCACGAAUUCCUCAGAUUUACACAAAUUAUCGCCGCAAGUCUACGUCCGGCACGUCGAUUUUGCUUUUUCUCGCUGCCUUAACCGGAAACACUACUUAUACUCUUUCGAUUCUAUUGUCUCCAGCAGCCCGUGGACCUGGCUGCUGGGAUUUUUUAAAGAAUGAGCUUCCAUUUUUGUUGGGUUCUGCUGGCACUAUUAUGUUUGAUGUGACGAUUUUCCUCCAGUGGAUUCUUUACAUGGACAAUAAGACAGCAGUUGAGCUUGACGAGGAGAAGAAGUGCAGCAGCGUGAUUGAUGCUGCUGGCGAUGUGUCACCAUCAAUGAUGAUUUCGCGGGAACACCAUGCCGAGACCCAAUCGGCCGGGUCUACUAAAAAGAUUACUGCUGGGUCCACUAGUCCAGCUCUUUACUCAGAAUCGCCCAUGACUCAGGAGGCUUUACGGAUUGUCGCGCAAAGAGACUUGAAUGUUGCCUCCGAAUCGACACCGCUUUCUGGUUCACCUCCACAUGGAUCCUACAACUCUUUGUAA